This is a messenger RNA of Asterias rubens (European starfish), 2682 nucleotides long. RefSeq names its product E3 ubiquitin-protein ligase TRIM9-like. The record is from RefSeq and is a predicted model, not a curated record. NCBI's taxonomy places the organism in Eukaryota, Metazoa, Echinodermata, Asteroidea, Forcipulatida, Asteriidae. The transcript has 9 exons. The coding region runs from base 176 to 2359 and encodes 727 amino acids. Gene Ontology annotation, molecular function: zinc ion binding; protein binding.
UGUGACAACACGUACGGGGCGCUCUCGUAUCUCAGAGUCAGUUCGUUGCCUUCACGCACGCCGUGUGCUCAAUGACUGCGCCUAGUGGCUGUCACCGAUGCUUCUGUUUCUGUUUUGAGGCAGAAUACAUUGAUUGAUAUAGAAGAUAAUAAGUUUAUGCGAUUCAAGACCAUUCAUGCAAAAUAUUUCAGAAUAUUUAGCACUUUUGAAAUUGAGGUCUAACGUUACGGGAGAGAGGCUAGUUUCACUUGCAGCCAUGAUGGAACAGGAACUUUCUUGCCCCGUCUGUCGGGGCCUUUACAAUGCCCCGAUAAUGUUGCCGUGUGCCCACAAUAUAUGUUUGAAUUGCGCUCGUACUCUUCAGACGAACGGCGGACCAACAACCCACGGUAACCAUCACACCCAUGGCCAUCCGGAGUACCUGGAUUAUGGAGAAACUGACCGGUUGAGUGAGGCAGACAGCGGGGUCGGUUUCUCAGGAUAUGCUGCAAGUGCGGCCAGCUCCUCCUCGAAUAGCUCCAGUGCAAGUGCUGGCUACCCAUCCAUCCACGUUGAUGCACUCAGGGUCGUCUGCCCGCAGUGCCACCGGUCUAUUUAUCUCGAUGAAACUGGGGUUCUAAGCUUACCGAGGAACAGGGUUUUAGAAGCCAUUGUUUCCCGCUACGCUGGGCAGGCCAAGAACUCCGUGGUCAAGUGCGAACUUUGCGAGGGAGACGCAAAGGAUGCGACUGUUUAUUGCGAACAGUGUGAGGUGUUUUACUGUACAGGAUGCCGUGAAAAUUGCCAUCCGGCCCGCGGCCCCCUGGCGAAGCAUAGCCUGAUUCCACCGGUGAAGGGCAAGAUCAAGGCCAGGGCUAAGGCACAGGGGCAGCAGCCUGGUAAAGCAUCAACAUGUACUGAGCAUAACGAGGAGAAUCUUAGUAUGUAUUGCAUCUUGUGUAAGCUGCCGGUCUGCUACCUGUGUCUCAAUGAAGGGAAGCAUGUCAACCAUGAUGUGAAGGCACUUGGAGCUAUGGCAAAAACACAAAAGGCGGAGUUAUCGCAGACCCUGACAUCGCUGACUGAGAAGGCGAGGCAAGCCAAGGACUUCUUGGUCCAUCUUAAAGAAAAGGUCAAUCAAGUUCAGGAAUGCACAGUGGAGUUUGAAGCAAGUCUCGUUGCCAAGUUUGAUGAGUUGAUUGAAGCCCUAAAGAGAAGGAAGGAGCUGUUGAUUCGACAGGCGUCAGAAAUCAGAAAGAACUCUGCACAGGCCGAGGCCUUUAGAAAUGUGGUGCAACGAGAGCGCGAGUUCAAGACCAAGAUGAUCAAGAAUCACAUUGGACAGUGCAGCUGUAAACUGAAGCAGACUACCGGACUAUUGGAGUACGCUAUUGAAGUCAUGAAGGAACAGGAUCCAGCAUCAUUUCUCAUGGUGUCUGGCGCAUUGAUUAAUAGAGUCCGCAACACCGAGAUGUCUUGGAAGAAGGAGAUGAUCUUGGAGCACCGGGUGGAUGCGGAGUUUGAUCUGACGCUGGAUAGCGGGCCGGUAUUAAGGGCUAUUGAACGGCUUAACUUCAAAGAGAUGAAAGUGCCUGAUCCACCAAUCAUCAUGCCAGAAAACUGCAGUGCUGAGAAUAACAGCGUCACCAUAGCUUGGCAGUCACACCCAUCCAGCUGGGUGGAAGGCUAUGUAUUGGAGCUUGAUGAUGGAAACAAUGGGGAGUUUAGGGAGGUGUAUUAUGGCCGAGAGUCAAUCUGCACUGUAGAUGGUCUCCAUUUUGACACUACAUACAAUGCUAGAAUCAAGGCGUACAAUCACGCUGGAGAAGGAGACUACAGUGAGAGCAUUUGUCUUCAGACUGCAGAAGUUGCAUGGUUUCAACCGGACCCUCGGACAGCCCACCCAGAUAUCAUCUUCACCAAUGACAACAUGACACUGACUUGCAACACGUACGACGAACGUGUCACCCUCGGUAACGUCGGCUUCUCCAAGGGGGUACACUACUGGGAGAUCACCAUCGACCGCUACGACAACCACCCCGACCCCGCAUUCGGCGUCGCCCGCUUCAACACCGCCAAGGACAUGAUGCUUGGUAAAGACGACAAGUCAUGGUCCAUGUACGUGGAUAAUAACCGUAGCUGGUUCAUCCACAACAAUGCCCACGCCGACCGGACUGAAGGAGGGAUCGACGUCGGCUCGGUGGUCGGGGUUCUACUGGACCUCAAUAAACACACCCUGAGAUUCUAUAUUAAUGAUUCUAGGCAGGGACCUGUGGCUUUCACCGGUCUAAAGGGGGUGUUCUUCCCAGCUAUCAGUCUGAAUCGUAACACACAGGUUACUUUCCAUCCAGGCUUAGAGAUACCCACAGAUUGUGAUUAAUCGUAGUGAAUCGACCGUAGAGUUGCUAAGCGAAAUACCACCAGGGCAAAAUUUCAUUAAGGUGUUUAGCAGAACGUUGUGCUUCGAAUUUUGUUCUGAUUAGCAACUUUGUGAAAAUGGGCCUAAGACCCAAUUUCAUGAAGCUGUUUCACUGCUAAAGAUGGUAUUCAUGAAAUAAAUGAAUUUUCUUUCUUUUUUUGAUUUUUUUUUUUUACUCCCAAAUUUUUUAUUAGAAUAUAUUUCUAGGGAGUGAGACAAGAAAUGUUUCUUUGAAAUAUUCUUUUGUUCUAAUUCAAGAAUACAAUUUUUGGCAGUGUAAGCAA